UCGAUUAAAACGUCUUGGGCUCGCCCGUCACUACUCUAUUCCGCGCACACCUUUGGCUGUCAAACGAGAAUUUUGCUUUUUAUGCAAAAAAAAAUCCAAUUGGAAGUCGAAAAUCGCCACCGAAAAACUACGAAUUCUUAAAAAUCAGUUAUAAAAAAGUUGAAACAAAUAUGUACGAAUUAAAAACACUUUUGCCGGAACAUGAUAUAAAAUUACCAGCUUGCAUGUAUCCGAUGAAAGUGCUCAACGCUUCGUUGGCAGCCACUCCUGCAAAAGCUAACGCAAGCAGCGGUUUUUGUAAUGGCAAUUAUUCUAUCGCCACGUCCGCUAUCAACUCCUGUGGGCCGAAGAAAAAUGGGUGCGUGCUUGAUUUGGACAGUUUAAGUGCACAAAUUCAGACUUUACUCAAGUCAUCAAAUGAUGCCUCAUCCGUUACCACUCGACAAGAAAAAGUUUUAAAGCAACUACAGGAAUUAAAACAACAGAUGGCCAGCAUACGGGCCACUCUGGGUCUUUGUCAAAAGGGAUCGGAGCACUCUGUGCAACAAAGUUUGCAGAAUGGGGGCUUAUUAGAGGAACCUCUACAUGAUAUAGUCAUUAAUGGACAUCCUAACUUCAUACCUUAUGCUUUGUUAGCGCUAAAGAAUGCCUGGAAAGAUCUCUUUACCAUUGACGUGAAAACAUUUAAGCACUCUACUAUGCCAGAUAUUGGCAAAGAGGCUGCCGAUUUUGAGAAGAAAUUAGCACAAGUGAAGGUUGAUCCAUCAAAGCCAAAAGUGAAUGUGUCGUUGAUUUGGAAAAAUUGUGAACAUACUGAGAUGAUCAGCUCGCCCACCAUGUAUGUGCCCAUCUACGGCGAAGUAAAUAUUGUUAGAUAUUUGGGUCGUGUUGGCCCACCUGCUUACCGCUAUGAAGACUCGCCAAACUGCAAUGAAAUCGAUGCUGUACUUGACAUUUGCUACCAGCUAUUACGUUGCACGAGCAAGAGUCGCGCUGCAAUGCUGCGUGAACUUAACCUACGGUUGGAUAAACAAAAAUAUUUUAGUGGCGAUGAAAUAUCAAUUGCAGAUAUUGGAGUACACAGUUCGCUGAAACGCUUGCCCGCCAUAACAGCGAGGGACCUCACACCGACUUUAACCGAAUGGCGAAAACGUGUACAACUUAUAGCGCAAUUGUAAAGAAUAAAAACUAUGCAGAUUUACGGCUAUAUUAUUAACGAAAACGAAGUGUAGUUUUGGUAAAAAAGUUGACUUUAUUUGCAAAUUAAAAAUGCGCAUUAUGCAUACAUAUGUA
Messenger RNA from Rhagoletis pomonella (apple maggot), 1293 nucleotides. RefSeq names its product probable aminoacyl tRNA synthase complex-interacting multifunctional protein 2 (gene AIMP2). NCBI's taxonomy places the organism in Eukaryota, Metazoa, Arthropoda, Insecta, Diptera, Tephritidae. The record is from RefSeq and is a predicted model, not a curated record. The transcript is spliced from 5 exons. Gene Ontology annotation, cellular component: aminoacyl-tRNA synthetase multienzyme complex. The coding region runs from base 171 to 1178 and encodes 335 amino acids.